This is a messenger RNA of Xiphophorus maculatus (southern platyfish), 1654 nucleotides long. RefSeq names its product solute carrier family 22 member 5-like. Gene Ontology annotation, molecular function: transmembrane transporter activity. Gene Ontology annotation, cellular component: membrane. Gene Ontology annotation, biological process: transmembrane transport. Lineage: Eukaryota; Metazoa; Chordata; Actinopteri; Cyprinodontiformes; Poeciliidae. The coding region runs from base 1 to 1650 and encodes 549 amino acids. The record is from RefSeq and is a predicted model, not a curated record. The transcript is spliced from 11 exons.
AUGAAAGAUUAUGAGGAGAUUGUUGCCUUUUUGGAUCAGUGGGGAUGUUUUCAAAAAGCCGUCUUUUUGUUGCUCUGUGUGAGCAUUAUCCCCAAUGGAUUUGGUGCUUUCAAUCUUGUUUUUCUGACUGACGUACCAGAUCACCACUGCUUCAUACCGGACCUCAAUCUCUCAGAGGAGUGGAGGAAAAGCAUCAUACCAAAAACAGUGCUAAAUGGAAAACAGGAACUAAACAGAUGCAGCAGAUACAGACUGGAUGUCGUCCAGAAUCUCUCCGAUCGAGGAUUGAUUCCUGGCAGAGACAUCAACCUCACUGACCUGGAGGAGGAGCGAUGUGUGGACGGCUGGAGCUACAGCACAGACAUUUACCUGUCCACUGUAGUGACAGAGUUUGACUUGGUGUGCAGUGACCAAUGGGCGCAGCCGUUUACCACUUCAGUUUUCUUUAUUGGAGUUCUUGUUGGGUCCUUCUUCUCGGGACAGCUGUCAGACAGGUAUGGACGGAAACCUAUUCUAUUUGCAACAAUGGCUGCACAAGCAAUAUUUACCUUUGCUCAAGUCUUUUCUACCUCAUGGACCAUGUUUGUCAUUCUCCUCUUCUUCAAUGGACUGGGACAAAUAUCCAACUUUGUUGCAGCUUUAGUUCUUGGUGCUGAGGUUUUGACUGGUAACGUACGUAUCCUUUAUUCAUCUAUGGGCACAUGCUUAGGUUUUUCUGUUGGAUACAUACUGCUUCCUGUUGUCGCUUACUUUUUGAGGGACUGGAAAUCUCUCCUCAUGGCUCUCUCUCUCCCCUGUCUGGUCUACAUCCCCCUCUGGUGGCUUCUCCCAGAGUCUCCUCGAUGGCUUCUCUCUCGAGGCAGAGUAAAGGAAGCCGAGGCUGUAAUCAGAAAAGCUGCUCGAUGGAACAAAGUUCAAACUCCAACGGUCAUCUUUGAAACUGACAGUGUUAACGAGACAAAAUCUGACAAGAAACCAAGCAGCGUGUUGGACCUUUUCAGGAACAGCAGCAUCAGAAUCAUAACUGUCAUCCUCUGCUUGGUGUACUUCGCCAUGACGACUGGCUACUUCAGCCUGUCGUUUAACUCGGCUCAGCUCCAUGCUGACCCCUACAUGAGCUGCUUCAUCGCUGCAGUAGUGGAGAUCCCUGCAUACGUAUCCAGCUGGAUCGCACUCAGAUUCCUUCCCCGACGACUUUCUGUCUCUGGGACGUUGAUCCUUGGAUCUCUGCCGCUGUUCAUAUUACUACUGGUGCCAGAAGAUCUGUUUGGUGUUUCCCUUGCUCUGGAGAUGGUGGGUAAAUAUGCUUUUACUACUGGGGCCUCCCUGAUGUUCGCCUACACCACAGAGCUUUACCCAACAUCCCUGAGGAACACCGCGACAGGGACAACCACCACAGUUUCCAGGACUGGAAGUUGCAUCAGUCCUUUUCUGUUAAGUCUUGGUGGAUACUUCAGCUUCUUGCCUUAUGUAACUAUUGGGUCUCUGGGAGCUGUUACUGCCUUUGUUGCUCUUUUGCUUCCAGAGACUUUUAAGCAACCGCUGCCUGAAACCCUUCAACAAAUGCCUGAAAGACAAAGGACCAAAUGUCCCUGCAUCCAAAAAACUGAAGCCUCAGAACCAGUUGUGUUACCAGGCAGCCCUCUGUGACUGA